Molecule: messenger RNA, 590 nt
Organism: Tilletiaria anomala UBC 951
Lineage: Eukaryota; Fungi; Basidiomycota; Exobasidiomycetes; Georgefischeriales; Tilletiariaceae
Exons: 1
Coding region: 39-305 (88 amino acids)
Source: RefSeq, a predicted model, not a curated record
GCGCGUACGAUCGAGGAUCGGCGGCGCUUUAAUUACUAAUGGCGCUGCUGCUGCUGGCUGUCGCUGCGUCUCCGCCCCUGGCCUGGAACGCCUCACCACUCCACAGUCCGAUCAGCGACAGGAUGGCCAUUUGUCAUAUGAAUGUCAGGCCAUUUGUCAGACGAAUGUCAGGCCAUUUUAUUUCAUCGUUACGGUCAGCAGCAGUAAAGCUACCCUCAAUACCGCCCCCCCGGCAUCUGCUUCUCCUGCACCUUGGGUCUUUGCGCUGCUCUGCAUUCACUAUUCGUACUACGGCCAAUCUUUAGUCAUCCGGCUGGGACUCUUUUCAGUUGCCACCUUGGCAGUAUCAGUGGCCAGUGCAUAUUACUUACACAUCGUCAUCAUGAAACAGCGCAGCCGGGCAUUUUCAUUACAUACCAGUGAUGCAGACGUUGCGUAAUCAUGGUACAUAUCUCGGCAGUCCUGGACUCUUUGCAUCGGCGCUGCUCCAGACCCGCUCGAGACUACUCUGCGGAGUGCACGUAUCUCAAAGUCUGCCACGCCGCGUCUGUCAAUGCGUUCCGGGAUCUGCUCCAGAAAGAAAAAGCAGA